AUGAAUGCUGCUCGACUCAGGGAUGUGUCUAUUGCAAUAGAAAACUUAUUAAAAUCAUAUGAUAUUCGUUUGAGACCAUCGUUUGGAAAAACACCGCUUCUUCUCGAUAUAGAAAUUCGUCUAGGAAGUUUUGAUAGUAUAUCUGAAGUAAAUAUGGAUUAUACGUUAACACUUUAUUUAAAUCAAUAUUGGAGAGAUGAUCGAUUAGCAUUUGGCAAUGUUAGUGAAGAAAUGACAUUGACUGGUGAAAUUAUUGAUCGACUUUGGUUACCGGAUACAUUUUUUCCAAACGAUAAAAGUGCUUAUCUACAUGAUGUUACGGAGAAGAAUAAGAUGAUACGUUUAACUGGUAAUGGAGAUAUCGUAUAUGGAAUGAGAUUUACAAGUACUCUGGCGUGUAUGAUGGACUUGCGCCGGUACCCGUUAGAUCGUCAAAAUUGUACUGUUGAAGUUGAAUCAUAUGGAUACACUCAAGCUGAUGUGAUUAUGCAAUGGAAAAAUGGAAAACGAUCUAUAUUGGAUUUGGAUAAAGUACAAUUACCACAGUUUACAAUAAUGGAUUAUAAUACAAUUUCUUACGGCAUGGAUCUAGCAACAGGUGUUUAUCAACGAUUAUCGUUAAGUUUCAUAUUACAACGAAAUAUUGGCUAUUUUCUAUUUCAAACAUAUUUACCAUCGAUUUUAAUCGUCAUGUUGAGUUGGGUGAGCUUCUGGAUUAAUCAUGAAGCAACCUCAGCUCGUGUAGCCCUAGGAAUAACGACGGUUUUAACAAUGACUACAAUCAGUACCGGUGUUCGGUCAUCUCUUCCGAGAAUAUCUUACGAAGAAUUUGAAAUUGAGGAAGAAACAGGCGGACGUAGUUCACCAAUAUUAAGUUUACGGAACAGAACUGAAUCAAAUCAUUCAAGAGAAAACUGUUUAAUUCAACGUAAUGUUGUUGAAGACGAACAGACUCCUCAACCACCACGAUUAAAUACGAUUAUUCGUGGAAGUAUGUUAUACGGCAAAACAUUUUUAUCAUCGCCACCAUCACGUAUUAAAUCCGUACAAAAACGUUCGAGAGCCAAUCGAUUUGUUAGUGCUGUGAAAUUGAAAGCAAAUACCGUUACAAAAAGUUUACCCCAUGUACAUGACGUUAAUGACAUCGACAAAUGGUCUCGAUUAUUCUUUCCAGUUUUAUUCGUUAUAUUCAAUAUAUUUUAUUGGUGGUAUUAUAUGUCGCGUUCGACACAUAAUACGAUAUAA
Molecule: messenger RNA, 1245 nt
Organism: Didymodactylos carnosus
Lineage: Eukaryota; Metazoa; Rotifera; Eurotatoria; Philodinida; Philodinidae
Source: the annotation of a GenBank genome assembly